UGAAAUACUGAAUUCUAACGAAGGCAACGGCGUGAUUGAGGAAGGCUUCACGGCGGCCGAGGACCGUUCACAACAAAGGCGAGAGGCAGAUUUUUGUUUAGAGUCAACACAGUUUCAUCAGAUAAGCGAUAAAUUAUUCAGGGUCAGAAAGAGGAAAAACGACCAAUGUCGUCGUGCUAAUUUGCGCACAAUGUCAGCUAUCUGUGGACCCAGAGGCUGAAGAGGUCUGAUCGUUCAGGAGAGCUGGGAAGUGAGAGAUGGGGAACACGGCCACCAAGUUCCGCAAAGCACUGAUCAGUGGAGAUGAGGUUCUGGCCUAUCAGCUCUACGAGGGCAACCCACAGUUCAAAGAGUCUCUGGACCCCAACACCUCAUAUGGGGAACCAUACCAACACAACACCCCGCUCCAUUAUGCUGCCAGACAUGCAAUGACGCGCAUACUCAGGUCCUUCCUGUUCAGCAAGGACGGGAACCCCAACAAACGUAACAUGCACAAUGAGACCACACUGCAUGUGUUAUGCAUGGGGCCAAAUAUCUUGCUAUCCGAAGGGGCUCUGCAGCCGCGUCUAGCCCGUCCCUAUGAAGAUGAACGCAGACGUGCCGAGUGCCUCCAGAUGAUCCUAAAGUGGACCGGCGCCAAACUGGACCGUGGUGAAUAUGAGAGUGCUGACAUCAGUGCCACCGAUAACAAGAAAAACACUCCACUACACUACGCUGCUGCCUCAGGGAUGAAGACAUGUGUGGAGCUUCUGGCGAAACGUUGUGCAGACCUGUUUGCAGAAAAUGAAAACAAGGAGACCCCAUGUGACUGUGCAGAAAGGCAGCACCAUAAGGAGCUUGCACUCAGUCUGGAGUCUCAGAUGGUCUUCUCCACUGACCCCCAUGCAGAGGAUAUUGAGGCAGAGUAUGCAGCUUUAGACCGCAGGGAGUUUUAUGAAGGUUUGCGAGUGCAGGACCUCAGGAGACUGAAGGACAUGCUGAUAGUGGAGACGGCAGAUAUGUUGCAAGUUCCUCUCUUCACCGCAGAGGCUCUUCUUCGUGCACAUGACUGGGACAGAGAGAAACUCCUGGAAGCUUGGAUGUCUAAUGCUGAAAACUGCUGUCAGCGCUCAGGUGUUCAGAUGCCAACUCCACCGCCCAGAGGCUAUAACACCUGGGACACCCUGCCCUCACCCCGUACGCCUCGCACCACUCGCUCAUCCAUCACCUCCCCUGACGAAAUCAGCCUGACCCCUGCUGAUGAUGAUCGCUCCUUGUGUGGCAUUUGUAUGUGUGCAGCCUCCAUGUUUGAGGAGCCUGUUGAUAUUCCAUGUGGUCAUGAGUUCUGCAGAGGAUGCUGGGAAAGUUUCCUGAAUAUGAAGAUUCAGGAGGGGGAGGCCCACAAUAUCUUCUGCCCAGCCUAUGACUGCUUCCAGCUGGUUCCUGUUGAGGUUAUUGAGAGCAUUGUGUCCAGAGAGAUGGACAAACGUUAUCUGCAGUUUGACAUCAAGGCAUUUGUGGAGAAUAAUCCUGCUAUCCGGUGGUGCCCGCGGGCUGGCUGUGAUAGAGCAGUGCGAUUGGCCGGACAGGGGCCAGGUGCCAGCACCUCUGACCCUCUCAGUUUUCCUCGCCUCCAGGCCCCUGCGGUGGACUGUGGCAAGGGCCAUCUUUUCUGCUGGGAGUGCCAAGGAGAGGCCCAUGAACCGUGUGACUGCCAAACUUGGAAGAUGUGGCUCCAGAAAGUCACUGAUAUGAAACCAGAAGAAUUGGCAGGUGUAAGUGAGGCGUAUGAAGAUGCUGCCAACUGCCUGUGGUUACUCAGCAACGCCAAACCCUGUGCUAACUGCAAAUCUCCCAUUCAGAAGAAUGAGGGCUGUAACCACAUGCAAUGUGCCAAGUGCAAGUAUGAUUUCUGCUGGAUCUGUCUGGAAGAGUGGAAAAAACACAGCUCCUCUACAGGAGGUUACUACCGCUGCACACGCUACGAGGUCAUCCAGCAAGUGGAGGAGCAGUCUAAAGAGAUGACUGUUGAGGCUGAGAAGAAACACAAGAACUUCCAGGAAUUGGAUCGCUUCAUGCACUAUUACACCCGGUUUAAGAAUCAUGAGCACAGCUGCCAGCUGGAAGAACGCCUUCUUAAAACGGCCAAAGACAAGAUGGAACAGCUUAGCAAAGUUCUGAGUGGAAGAGAAGGCGGACCUCCAGAUACUACUUUCAUUGAAGAUGCAGUGCAUGAACUACUUAAGACUCGUCGUAUUCUCAAGUGCUCUUACCCAUAUGGGUUCUUUUUGGAGCCCAAAAGCACAAAAAAGGAAAUAUUUGAACUUAUGCAGACUGACUUGGAAAUGGUGACAGAAGAUCUUGCACAGAAAGUCAACCGGCCUUACCUCCGCACACCUCGUCAUAAGAUAAUCCGCGCGGCCUGCCUGGUGCAGCAAAAAAGGCAUGAGUUUUUGGCCUCCGUGGCAAGAGGUGUGGCACCAAAUGAUUCGCCCGAAGCCCCUCGACGCAGUUUUGCCGGUGGGACAUGGGACUGGGAGUACUUGGGUUUCGCUUCUCCUGAGAUCCAGAGGAGUCAUGCCUUUCUCGGGGGAAUUGAUCCGAGAGAGCACUAUCAGUAUACAGGAAGCCAUCCGCAGGCGUAUGCUGAGUUCCAGUACAGACGCAGACACAGGCAGCACAGAAGAGGAGACAUGGCCAGCCUCCGCAGCAACACACCCGACCCUGAUGACCCAGACCACAGCACUUUAGACGCACAAGAAAUUGGUGGUGGUCAGAGAUCGGGUUUGCCCAUGCUUCACGAUUCUCUAGAUGAGGAUGAUCCCAAUAUCCUGUUGGCGAUCCAGCUUUCUCUGCAGGACUCUGGGCUGACUGCAGGCGGUGCUGGCAUUGAUGCUCAAGAGAUCCUCACAAACGAAGCAUCUCUUGGGGCCAUCGGAACAUCCCUGCCCACAAGGCUUGACCCGGUGCUGUGUGAGAUAGACGUGCCCCGUGCUGCCCUGAGCAGCUCUGAGCUGUUAGAGGUGGGUGACAGCCUAAAGAAGCUCGGUAAUAUCAGUGGCCAGAAUGUCCCUCCGCGUUAUGACAAUCUCAACAAUCCUUCCUGUGAGGCAACUGAGGGCCCCUUUCAAGUUCCUUCAGGACAUACGGAAACCUCUGAUUUCAGUUCAGACAAUGCCAACCUUCUAGGAAACAUCAUGGCUUGGUUUCAUGACAUGAAUCCGCAGAAUAUCAGUUUGGUUCCUUCGGAUAGUGAUUUUGGCAUUCAGUCAGUGAGAAUGACAACAGAGCCGACCGAGUGCGCCAUUCCACAGUGGACACCAGGGGGCGAUAGAGAGGCGGAGCACGAGUUUGACUCCGUUAUCGAGCGUGAGCCCGUCAGGCCCACACAGUUAGACCUGGUAGGUCUCCAUAUGUGUCCGGUGCCUCCUGCGUCGUCUGUCGAGUUGGGCGAAACUCCAAGCGGUUUGAAUCCGUGUUACUCCGACACCCCAAAAUGUGACUCGGACCCUGACCAGCCUAGCAGUAGCUCCUCUGAAUGGGAGGGUCAAGUACAUCUUGUAUGAAAUACUGACUUCACUUACUAGCUAAGGCACUUUUUUGAUCAAGUAGCUGAAACCGAGGAACAAGAUUAAUCAUGACGAGAAGCUUUGCAUUGUCAGAUAUAUAGUUUUUGAGUAUUCGCUCAGGCCUUUGUGCUUAUGAGGCAUGUGUUGUUUGCUCACUAAAAACUCGUUCCGAUCCUGGAGUGUUUAACACUUUUUAAAGAGUCAGCAACUGAACCAGAAAGCGCUAUGAAGGUGCGACAGGAAGUGAGAUAGUCUGAAAAAUCUACUAUUUAGUAUAGGAUGUUAUUCAGCGCGAGUUCGACUGAUGUAAAAGAUACUGUAGGUGCCAAAAAACACUGGCUAGCACACGCCGAGUGGACAGUGUGCUGAUUGUGCCUGCUGCUGAGGGCCUAGCCGCCCUAUUAAGUACACUAUCCUUCCUUUAAACUAGACCUGUAAUAUUCGAGAAGUGCACAAUAGCACAUGCUCAGAAGAGCUGGGCUGAUAAUCACAGUAACUAAAAGAAGAGUAAUUCUAGUUGCAGUCGACUUUUCUUUUUCUGGUCAAACAUAAUCACUGUAAUCCGUCACCGGCUAAUUGGAACGGAAAGUACCAGCCAGUUUAAACUCGGUUCAGGAGUGCCGCGCUGGAUCUGGAAAACGUUUAGUCUUUGCAACUUAUCACAGUGCCUUUUCUGUGAAACUUCUCUUUAUUUAUAGCCGCUCUCUUGUGCUCGAAGCCCAGAGUGUGGGAAGUUUCAAUACACAUCUUACUUGUACUUUCAAGUGGCGGUUAAGCAAACUGAGCUCAAUGUUGUUUUUAAAAUACAUUUUUAUACACGUUCGGUUGUCCUUUAGCAUGCCUCUGGCCUCUUCUCCCGGGUUGUUUUUAAAGCAGUUGUCUAAAUGAACUUGGACACAUUUACGAAUUAAAUCGAUCUAUAUUUAAUAAGAUGCUAUUCAUUGUGUGUUAAGAUGUGAUUUCCACAUGGCCACAUUUAAAAAUGUAAUUCUCAAAUUUAAACAUGUAAAAAUCUGAUGAUUUCCUGGUGCAUCUCUUAUAGAAAUGUUUGAUUUUUUUUUUUUUCUCCUAGAAUAUCUAAGAACAGCCAGAAGCUGUUUUAGCUUCAGAUUUACAUAUGGUGAAACUCACCCACAAUUAAGUUUUUUUUUUUUUUAUACAAUAAUUUAACUGUGGUAUUUCUCUACAAAAAAUUAUGGAAAUAAAAUUUCGAUCUAUUUAAAAUUGAAUGUCCUUAAAAAUGAAUGAAGAUGAAGGUAUAGUUGGUGUAAACAAAAAAAAAAAUUAAUGAAUGCCAAUAUAUAUAUAUAUUUUUAUGUAUAUAUCAAACUGUAAUAACACCGUGCCACUUUUCAAUAUUUGCUUAUUACUUAAAACGUGUCUGCAGGAUAAUUUGUUCAAAGCCUUUUAAACAAAUUAACCGAAUGUUUUUGAUUUGUUUAAAUUUUCAUUGCGAACACCUGCCCAACUUCAU
This is a messenger RNA of Carassius carassius (crucian carp), 5022 nucleotides long. Its product is annotated as ankyrin repeat and IBR domain-containing protein 1-like. Gene Ontology annotation, cellular component: ubiquitin ligase complex; cytoplasm. The transcript is spliced from 21 exons. Lineage: Eukaryota; Metazoa; Chordata; Actinopteri; Cypriniformes; Cyprinidae. Gene Ontology annotation, biological process: protein polyubiquitination; positive regulation of proteasomal ubiquitin-dependent protein catabolic process; ubiquitin-dependent protein catabolic process. The coding region runs from base 258 to 3545 and encodes 1095 amino acids. Gene Ontology annotation, molecular function: ubiquitin protein ligase activity; zinc ion binding; ubiquitin conjugating enzyme binding. The record is from RefSeq and is a predicted model, not a curated record.